GAUGGUUCUGUGUUCCUUAGAGAAAAGCUGCAUGGCUCCCCCUCAGUCAAACAUUGAAUGCAAAUUCAAAGGAACUUUCGUUGACCACAUAUUGGUAACCGUCAUCAUGGUAUUCGGCAAUGAAUCACCAUCCCACGAUGAUUUGGCUGAACCGAAGAGGUAUUUCAACGGUCUGAACUUAGUCAGUGAUCAAGGGCAGUCGCAUUGCGGCUGCGUUGACAACCUAACUGGCGAAACAUUCAACUUUUGCUAUCAACACCCUCAUAAACCAUUCCAUAUUGGUAAAAAGUUUUCUUGCCGCUGGCUGCCGUACUUGAAAAAUCUCGGUCUUUUCGAGCCAAUGGAAUAUGUUCAAACGAAGGACCUUGACCAUCUGAAACCAGCUUUUGUGACAGCCGCCGACAAAGGCUUUUUCGACCCAACCAUCACUUCGAUCGUCAACUUUCAAUCACAUUUUCCGGGCGAAACACUCAUCGUCUAUGAUCUUGGAUUCACGCAGGAGCAAGCGGAUCAAAUAAAGACAUCGUGCAACGUGGAGUACAGAAAAUUUCCCCUUGAGAAGUUUCCAGAUUAUGUGGGAAAUUUGAUAGAAUAUCGCUUCAAGUUUUACAUUGUCGCAGAAGUUCUAAGGAAGAACAAAGCUGCCUGGUGGCUGGACACAAGCGUUUAUUUCAAAUCCGGUAAUCUCGGCGCUGUUUACCCUAGAAGCACUUGCGAAAACGCGACAACAGCUGCCCGUAUUUCCGGAAUGACCGAUCAUCCGUCCGUCACAAAGAAAUCGCACCAGAUCCAAGAAUGCCAGUUGCCCUCUGCUUUGGUGUUCAUCAGUACGGGACAUAGCAAUUACGCCACAACAGAGCCAGGUUAUUCUUUAAAUAAAAUUUUUAUGCAAAUUGUGUCUCUGAGGCCGUCAGUGAACUUACGGAUGUGCCGCUGAUU
Soboliphyme baturini is the source of this 939-nucleotide messenger RNA. The record is from the annotation of a GenBank genome assembly. NCBI's taxonomy places the organism in Eukaryota, Metazoa, Nematoda, Enoplea, Dioctophymatida, Soboliphymatidae.